Messenger RNA from Contarinia nasturtii (swede midge), 2673 nucleotides. RefSeq names its product ankyrin-1-like. The transcript is spliced from 21 exons. Gene Ontology annotation, cellular component: cytoplasm; nucleus; pi-body. The coding region runs from base 112 to 2364 and encodes 750 amino acids. The record is from RefSeq and is a predicted model, not a curated record. Lineage: Eukaryota; Metazoa; Arthropoda; Insecta; Diptera; Cecidomyiidae. Gene Ontology annotation, molecular function: protein binding; serine-type endopeptidase activity. Gene Ontology annotation, biological process: piRNA processing; proteolysis.
AAAUUCGAACAAUUUGCACAAUUCAGUAUUUACUCCUCAAUAAAAGUUUUUUCAACUUUAUUUGAAAAUCUGUAUAAAAUAAUUAAUAGUAUUGUGUGUUUUAUUGUGACAAUGAAAGCAAUAUAUUUGUUUAUUUUAUUUAUAUUGUGUUUCGAAGUGCACGCAAUUUCAAAUUUAGACCAACAGCUAAUUAAUGCUGCUAAAAAUGGUUAUACAGAUAGAGUCAAAACUCUAAUCAAAAAUGGUGCUAAUGUGAAUUUUAGAGAUGUUGAAAACGAUACGCCACUUCUUUGGGCUGCUCACAAUGGUCACAUUGAAACGAUUAAAGUGUUAUUAGAAAAUGGUGCAAAUAUAUUCGAUAGAAAUAAAGCAAAUGAAACUUCACAUGAUUUAGCUGUUCGAGAAAGUAAAACAGAAGCAGCUAAUCUUCUAUUGGAAAUGAAGAACUUUAUUUCUGUUCUGAUCUCUUUGCCUGAAUUUAAUAUCGGAGAAACGAUAAGACUACCAUGUAGCGCAUAUAAGAAUGUUAUACACACUCCAAUCACAGUGGCCUGGCGUAAGGCAAAUGGAUCUCUCCCGGAUCGAUCAUACCAAAAGAAUGGUGUUCUUAUAAUCACAAAUGUUCAAUGUGCAGAUAGCGGUGUUUAUGUUUGUAAAGCUGAAUAUGAAGGAAAUAUGAAGGAAGAACGUACGACAAUUACUAUAAAAGAACUUUUCUCGCUCGUUCCAUAUAAUCGUUCCAAUCAAACCGAAAGCCAAGAACCAUGGCAAGCAUUUCAUAGCGCUGUUGAGAGUGGUAAUCUGGGAACAAUCGAAGAACUACUACAAAAGGGAACGGAUAUUAAUAUCACAGACCAUAAUGGCCGAACACCUUUAUUUACUGCAGCUCAAAAUGGUCGACAUCUUAUAGUUGAAUUCUUGAUAAAUAAUGGUGCCGAUAUAAAUCUGAAAGAUUACUACGGUGAAGCUCCGAUUCACACGGCAACUUCAGAAGGUCACAAGCGAGUUGUUGAAAUAUUGAUCAAAAAUGGCGCCAACACAAAUAUCAAAGAUGAUAACAGACGUGCACCAAUAAAUAUCGCCACUCAAAAAGAUUAUGAGCGAAUCGCUGAAUUGUUACUCAAAAAUGGGGCAAAUGCAAAUAAUCAAGACAAAGAUGGAGUAACUGCAUUGUUUACGGCUGCAAGCUUCGGGCGCGAUAGACUGGUUCAAAUGUUAUUGGAACACGGUGCGAAUGUUAAUCUUCCAAACAACCGCGGAGAAACACCAUUAUACAGCGCCACAACAGCAGGCUUUGACGAUAUCGUGGCACUGUUUAUCCAAAACGGAGCCGAUGUUAAUAAACAAGAUCAAAAUGGAUGGUCACCACUACACGUGGCCACUCAUAAUGGUUUAUUGAAGAUGGUCGAACUUCUAUUGAAACAUGAAGCCGAUGCGAAUUUAAAAAACCAAAACAACGACACAGUCAUUGAUCUUGCUAUAAGAAAAGGAAAUGAGAAAAUUAUUAAACUUCUCAAAAAACGUCCAGCAGAAAAAGCAUGCGCAAAUUAUUUAAAAAAUCACAGUUUGCAUGGUCUGAAUAUUACUUCCCUAAAAAGUCGAAUUUUGGGUGGUGGGGAAGCUGAUUCACAAGAAUUUCCAUGGAUGGCGGCUUUAGGUUAUUUAAAUAAUAAUUACCAAAUCACCUUUGACUGUGGAGGUACAAUCAUUUCGAAUUAUUUCAUAGUAACAGCUGCUCAUUGUGUUGUUGAAUCUCGACAACCGAUAUUCAUUCGAUUAGGAAAAAUUACUAUGACCGAUAACAAUAAUAUCGAACCAGUAAAUUACCGGAUCGCGGAUAUUAUAAGACAUUCGAACUAUUCGGGACUCACUAAGAAAAAUGACAUCGCCUUAAUUCGAGUUGCAAAACCAAUUUUGUUCACGGACUAUAUUAUGCCCGCAUGCCUGGAACUCGAUUCAAAUGAUAUGGACAUUGAUAUUCCGCUGAUUGUGACUGGUUGGGGAUCAACAGCCGAUGCCUCAGGUCUCAAUAGAUCAGACAUUCUGCUCAAAGCUCAAUUGAAAACAACGCCACUGUUCGAAUGUAACCAAACGAUGUUGAAAUGGAAUGAAGAACCAAAUCAAGCAGCUUUUCGAGAUGGAAUUAGCCACGGACAGUACUGUGCCUCUGACCCACAGGGAAGGAAUGAUAGUUGCCGGGGUGAUAGUGGAGGUCCACUUCAGUACAUCAGUGAAACAUUCGGGGCAACAGUUGUGGGCAUAGUUUCUUCUAGCGUAGGAUGUGGAACUAUAUUGCCCGGCAUUUACACUCGCAUCGCAUAUUAUUUAGAUUGGAUUGAGCCCAUCGUCUGGCCAGCUCUAUAAAAAAAAAGAAAAAGAAAAACGAAAGAAACAACUGAAUCAAACUAAUUUUAAUUCAUUCUUUUGUUUAGAAACAAAAUUAUAUUUAAAUGCACAUUCAAAUGGAUUUUAUUCUUUUGAAUCAUGAUUAAACUAAAUAUAUUUCAUAGAAACACAACAAUUAUAUAGAUAUCAGAAAUUUUGUGUUUUAAAUUUAGAUUUCAUUACUCAUUCGUUAUCUCGAAAUUUUUUUAUUGAUAAUAUUUCGAUAUUCUCUCUUUUACUUUUCCGCACACACCUAGUGUGUAAGGGAAAGUAUUGCAAUAGGUCAAA